AGCCCAUCCUGCUGUGGCUGCUGCCCAAAGGCUGAGGCGGGGAUUAGUCAUAUGCUGUCCUCCUGAUGCUGCUGACGUGGUGCCAGGGACGAAAUUCGCAUCCCUGAGGAAAUGAUGAUAGGCAAAGCCGGACUGAUUGGAUGGUGGGAAUCAGCGCUUGCCUCUGCUUGAGAGGAGCUGGCCAGAGAGGGAGGCAGGAGGCAGGAGGCAGGUUCAGGAGCAAAAAUGAGUCUGAUGCAAAGGUAGAGUGCUGCUUCUGAGCGAGCUGCCUGUAGUGCCUUCUCCUGCCUGCUUUACCAGUCCUUUUCUCUCCCUUUCUGUGUGAAAAGGCUGAGUUGCUUCAGCACAGCUCCUUUCCUGCCUCCUACUUAGCUGUCUCUUUCAUGGGCACAUAGCUCUUCCUCAGCAAGAGAAUUGCCUACAAAACUGCUCCUGGAGAAGAUGAGCAUGGCUAAGAGAGCCAGAAGGGGCAAAGCAGGAGCCUCCAUGUGCCUGGCAUGGGUCUUCUUCUCCCUGGCUGUGGCCUCCCUCCCUCCAGGAGUGAAUGGCCGAGAAGGCAGCGCAGACUGGACUCAGGAAAAGUACUCCCACCGGCCAACCAUUUUAAACGUGACACGCAUUGAACAAGUUGCUUUGCAUACAGAUGUCAAUCGAAUGUGGCAGAAUGAUCUGCAUCCAAUUCUGAUUGAGAGGUACCCAGGAUCACCAGGGAGUUAUGCAGUACGCCAGCAUAUCAAGCACCGCUUGCAAGGACUGCGGUCUGGCUGGGUUGUCGAAGAGGACACAUUUCAGAGCCACACUCCCUAUGGCUACCGUACCUUUUCAAACAUAAUCAGCACCCUCAAUCCUUCUGCCAAACGCCAUUUGGUGCUUGCUUGCCAUCACGAUUCAAAAUAUUUCCCACCUCAAUUGGAUGGAGAAGUCUUUGUGGGAGCCACUGAUUCGGCCGUUCCUUGUGCCAUGUUACUAGAACUGGCCCGCGCUCUGGACACACAGCUUCAUUCACUGAAGCAGGCCAACCUGAGUGCCAGGGCAGAUCUCUCCUUGAAGCUCAUUUUCUUUGAUGGUGAAGAAGCCUUUGUUCGCUGGACCCCUUCUGAUUCAUUGUAUGGCUCACGGUCCUUGGCCCAGAAAAUGGCAGCUACCCCACAUCCACCGGAUUCCACAAAUACAAAUGAGAUCCAGGGCAUUGAUCUUUUUGUGUUACUGGAUUUAAUUGGUGCUCGGAACCCAAUUUUUCCCAUUUACUUCCUCAACACGGCUCGGUGGUUUGCUCGACUUGAGGCAAUUGAACGAAAGCUUCAUGAUUUGGGUUUGCUGAGAAAUUACCCUGCUGAAAGGCACUAUUUCAGAAGUGACUUGAGAAGACAUCCUGUUGAAGAUGACCAUGCUCCAUUUCUAAGAAGAGGAGUUCCUAUCCUCCACUUGAUACCGUCUCCUUUCCCAAGAGUGUGGCAUACUAUGCAGGACACAGAAGAACACCUUGACAAGCCCACCGUUGACAAUCUCAACAAAAUUUUGCAAGUGUUUGUGCUGGAAUAUCUCCACCUGUGAUAGCAAGUUUUAGUAGCCACUCACCUGCUCCUCUGUUUUAAAAUGUUACCAUCAGUACCUCCUUGCAUAUUUCUAAAAAUACACUUGUGGAUGCUAUAGGAAUACAGGAUCCUGCCUUAUAUCAAGUCAGAUCUUUUGUCCAUUUCCUGCACUACUAUUCACACUGACUGGCAGCUCCUUUCCAGUUUCAAUGAGGAGUCUCUCCGUGCUCAAAUUUGAGCCUUGGGUCUUGUGUGCAAAACAAAUACUCAACCAAUGUGCAUGAAAGAGAAGUUAGUCCCUUGGGCUUUAAUAUAGAUCAGGCAUGGGCAAACUUCAGUCCUCCAGGUGUUUUGGACUUCUACCCCAAUUCGUAACAGACUACCGGCUGUUAAGACAUGUUGUGGGAGUUGAAGUCCAAAACACCCAGAGGGCUGGAGUUUGCCCAUGCCUGGUAUAGAUGGUUGUAAAUUUCCUCUUCUGAUGACAACCAAGGAGAGAUGUAAGCCCUCUGUAGCAAGUGGAAUGAAUGCAAGCACAUUUAUAUUCAACUCUUUAUAAAAAGGAAAAUAAAUUUAGUAGGAAGAAAAUGUAAAGCACAGUCAAUUAUCUUUAAUUGCAGAAACAGUACAGGAGCAAUUAUGAAUCUCAACCAGUAGAGACCCACUAAAUCAUCAGGAACUUAGUGAGUCAAUAUUUAUGUAAAUUCCCUUGAUUCAAUAGAUUACUGUAUUGAGGACCGUCAAUCAAAUUUAGUUUUAGUUUGGGUAUGCUAAAUUCUUGGAUUUCACUAUCAUACACUAUGAUAUUCAAUAUUUCAUAAUGGUGACCACAAAUUCUAAAGAACCAAGUGCCAUUUUCUUAAAAAUCCAGGGAUGAAAAUGUUGAACGGUGUUGCAGCAUCACUGGUGAAGACAGGUGGUUUAGAGAAACCCACCCUUGUGAUUAAUUUCCUGUAAUAGUCUAUUAUCCAUUUGGGUCCUAACAGUGUGCAGUUCCAAAGGAUAUUUUCAUUGCCUGGGGUUUUUUUUAAUCGUGUCAGAAGUAACUUGCAAGUAGCUUCUGGUGAGACAGAAUUGGCUGUCUGCAGAGACAUUGCCUAGGGGAAGUCUGGAUGUGUUACCAUCCUGUGGGAGGCUUCUCUCAUGUCUCCGCAUGAGAAGCUGGAGCUGACAGAUGGGAGCUCACCCCAUCUUGCGGAUUCAAACUGCUGACCUUCUAGUCAGCAGUUCAGCUGGCACAAGGGUUUAGCCCAUUGUGGCAAUGUGGCUCCUUCAUUGCCUGUGACACAGCAAGAUUGCAAAAAUGAAAUAAAUUAUUUACCAGGUUUCAACAAUGAACAAAGCAAAAAAAAAACUAUCAGCCCCAAAUUAAAUUAUAAUAUUAAACCUCCCUGGUUUAAAAUACUAUAUGCUGAGAAGACAUCUCAGAUAAGAGUGCAAUCACUUUAGGCAAUUUUGCAACAGUGCGUUGUAAACUUAAAGGUGAAUCAAAGACAAGCAAAUCCAUCAACCAGAGAAUAUAUAAACUCGCUCUGACUUUUAAAACACUCAUAUUUUAAGGCUGUUUUCUGCAUUCUUUAACAUCCAUAUUCUAAAUUCAUGCAAUAUUGUCUUGCUAAUUUCAUACAAUCUCAGAAGCUUGCACUAAGGAAUGGCUUGCAUGCCAUAGCUACGAGUAGACAAUCUGUGACCAUGCAAAUGUUUUAUGGACUGCAGCUCCCAUAUGAUGGUAAAGGUUGAUGGGAAGUUGCAUUUCAAUAUUUGAAGGGUCACAUAUCACCCACAUCUGCCAUGAAUUAUAUAUGUCCUUUUAGAUGUUUAUAACACUGUCUUUUAUAGUAUGUGAUAAGUGUACAGAUAUACCCACACAGCAGAGGUGGGUCUUUAAUAUACCCUUUAAUAUACUCUCAAAUAGGAGGGUAGGUUUUUUAAAGGCAAACAUUUUGGUUUUUUGACAUCAAUUGUGUGUUGCCAUGGUUAGUCUUCCUGAUUGGCAUUAACCUCCUAUGUUUUAGGGAGGUGGUAUCAGAUUGGCAAAACUGGCUAUUCUAGACCUCAGAGUUCCUUUGGCUCAAGCAAUGCUAAGAUUACACAGAAAGCUAUUGGUCCAUUUAGUCCAGAACUGACUCUUAACAGCAUUCUCAAUUCCUUCUGAUAAAAAUGUCUCCAUGAGAGGUCGAAAUUGAACAGGUACAUUAACCUGGCAGGGAACUAUAGCUCUGACUUAAAACUGAAUGCUGUUAUUAUUAUUUAUUUAUAUUCUGCCCUUCUCACCCCAAAGGGGAGUCAGGGCAGAUUACAGAACCCAUACACUGCAAACAUCCAAUGCUGUUAGACAUACAGGACAGACAGACAGGCAGAGGUAUGUGUUGGCUUCGGCAUCCUGGAGAUUAUGCCUGAUUCCGGCCACAGGGGGUGCUGUUGCUCCAUCCUCUAUGACAAGAAGCCUUAAGCAGUGCUUAAUUUCUCUACUCACAGCUCACAGCUGUUUUCGAAUAUUUAAGGUGGACAGAAAGCUAGGCUGAAGGUUGGGUGCUCAUCCCGACCUGGGCUCAAACUGCCAACCUUUCGGUUGGGAAAGAUCUAUUACUGCUGGUGAUUAACCAGCUGUGCUAAUCUGGCCCUGUGUUGGGUACAAAACUCAGUACAUUCCAAUACAAAACAAAUUUCCUGCCAGUUCAAAUGUCAAUAGCUUAGUGAACCCCUUUAAAUGGAAUGACAAGUGAAUGCAGCCUGCAUCAAUAUUCAGUAUCCACAGAUUCUACCAUCCACAGCUUGAAAAUAUUUUUAAAAAACAAGCCAAAGAACAAACCUUGAUUUUUGUCAUUUUAUAUAAAGGAUAUUUUAUUAUGCCUUUGUAUAUAAUGAGAACUGAGUAUAUAUAUAUAUACUGGUACUCAUGCAGGGUCCUAGAACGCAACCCCAGCAGAUACCAAGAGCCCACUAUACUUGAUUUUGUUUCUGUCUAAAUUGAAUUAAAGUACACUAAUCGUUCAAUAUAAAGAUGAAAGUGCAACCUAAAAGGUAAUAAAGAAGGCAUAGAAGGAGAAAUGUGCUUUACUUUUUGUGUGUGUAAAAUACCUCCAAAUGCAAUAUAUUAGGGAAGGAACAACACAUUAUGAAGAACCAUUUAGACUAUAGAAACUCUUCUGCAUCAGGAUAAAUUUAAGUAUAACAGCAGGAAUGUGCAAAAUACCAUUUUGGAUUGGUUGUUAGAGAAAAGCAGAAAGACUGCAGUAAGAUCUUGUAAGUUUUCUUUCCUUUCCUCGAAAUUAUUGGACUACAAUGCACAAUUACAAAACAAAAGAUUUAUAAGGCAAAAAUAACCCCUUACAGUAAUUUAUCAUCAUCAUCAUAAAUUUGGUUCGUAAAUCUCAUUCCUUACUAAAUGAUAAAAAUGCAACAACCUGUUUUUAAUCUUUCAAAGCAGAGUACCUUUCUUUGUGUUUACAUUUGGCUAGGCAGCUAUCUUGUGACCUUCACUGCACAAUAAAACCAUGGCUUGUUCCUGGAACCCA
Molecule: messenger RNA, 5053 nt
Organism: Anolis sagrei ordinatus
Lineage: Eukaryota; Metazoa; Chordata; Lepidosauria; Squamata; Anolidae
Gene: QPCT
Product: glutaminyl-peptide cyclotransferase
Molecular function (GO): glutaminyl-peptide cyclotransferase activity; zinc ion binding
Source: RefSeq, a predicted model, not a curated record